AUGCAUCGUUUUUUCAAGAAAGUUUCUCCUGUUACCUCGGUUUUAUCUCCGUCAGAGAAUGAACCUCCACUUCUCCAACCACAAGAGUUACCUAAUGAAGACAGAAAUAAAGUUGAUCUAGAGGAUGGAUCCGCACUUCUCCAACCUCAAGAGUUACCGAGUGAAGACAAAGAUAAAGUCGAUUUAGAGAAGCUUCCAAGUGAUCCCGGGGAACGACCUGACAUAAUGAGUUAUCCACCAAACUCAAUAGAAGACAUUCGUAGAGCUUAUUUACUAAGAGGUCCAUGUCAACCACGCAAGCAUAAUUUCCUUUCUACAAGCAAUGGAAAUCGAAAACGUAAAUUUGUCUCACUUUGGUUUGAUGAAUUUAAGAGCUGGCUGAAGUAUAGUGUUACCAAGGAAGCGGCUUAUUACUUCUAUUGCUAUCUUUUCUCAAGACUCCAUGGAAAUGGACAAGAUGCCUUUGUAUCUAAGGGAUUUACUGCUUGGGGCAAGAAAGAAAGAUUAAGAGAUCAUGUUGGAAAUCAUACAAGUGAGCAUAAUAGGUGUAGAUUAGCAUGUCAGGAUUUGAUGAACCAACCCCAGCACAUUGAAGUCUCUCUACUAAAGCAGUCAACACAAUCGAAGCUUAAUUAUCGUUGCAGAUUAAAUGCAACGAUUGUUUCACUUCGUUAUCUUAUCAUGCAAGGAAAGCCUUCUCGCGGACAUGAUGAGUCCGAAGAAUCCUUAAAUCAAGGUAAUUUUCUUGAGCUUUUGAAAGUUAUUACCUCUUGCAGCGAUGAGAUAUCUAGUGUUGUACUAAAAAAUACUCCUGACAAUCUCAAACUAACAUCACCGAGAAUUCAGAAGGACAUCAUAAAUGCAUUUGCUGUUGAGACAACAAAACUUAUUGUACAAGAUAUGGGAAAUGAUUUUUUCUCCAUAUUAAUCGAUGAGUGUCGAGAUAUAUCAGUCAAAGAGCAAAUGGGUGUUGUGGUGCGAUAUGUGGACAAGAAUGGAUGUGUUAUGGAACGCUUUCUCGGUGUAGUGCAUGUCAGAGACACGGUUGCAACCUCACUUGAGAAGGCACUUGAUUCUUUGUUAUCUAUGUAUGAUUUAAGUGUAUCUAGUUUGAGAUGA
Messenger RNA from Salvia splendens (bonfire salvia), 1119 nucleotides. RefSeq names its product zinc finger MYM-type protein 1-like. The transcript has a single exon. Lineage: Eukaryota; Viridiplantae; Streptophyta; Magnoliopsida; Lamiales; Lamiaceae. The record is from RefSeq and is a predicted model, not a curated record. Bases 1 to 1119 code for a protein of 372 amino acids.